AUGUCCACGACGUCUCCUCCUUCUCGCAUUUCGAUGGGGGCCGUUUCUGUUGACCGAGGAAGCCCCGGCGCUGACCCAGAUUCAGCGAGCGGCGCCGGGGUUUCAAAGCCGUACGACCGCGAACUCUUUAUGGCUUUCUUAGCUGCAACCACUCGACUUUUCUGCGAUGACGAACAAAUUGUGGUCGUGGACUUCCUGGCCUCAGAAGAGAAGGCCUUCACGGAGAGGGAACUGAUCGACAGACUCGGCUGGCCAGACAAACGCGUUCGAGAGGUUUGCGCUUCCUUGGAGAGGCUGAUGCUGAUCCAGAAGGAGCAACUUAGCGCUGCGAGUGCACAAGCAUUGUCCAAUGCAAGCGCGGAUGGAGACACUGCGUCCAGCAGUGUGGGGGGCACCACGGACUAUGGGCGUGGCUCUAUGCCUGGCGGCGCUGCUUUGCUAGGUUCGGGGGCGUCCUCUGCUGCUCCUUUUUACUACCGCGUGUCGCCGUAUGCAGUCAUAGUGGUGCAGUACCGCAUAGAGCAGAUUGACACCAAACUGAAGCAGCAAAGGCGAGAGGCAGAGACAAGGGACGUCUUUGUUUGUCCCAUUUGUGGCCGUCAGUACGAUGCACUUGAAGCUCAAAGGCUCAAGCUCGACCCAGAAGAUGCUACAUUUCUGUGUGACUGUGGCUCUAAACUCGAACACGAGGACUCGAAGACCGUGGUGGAGCAUCUCGCGUCGCUGCAGCAGCGGCUGCAGGAGCAGCUGCAGCUGCUGCGGUCGCUCAUCAGCCGCUGCUGGAGCAUGCGUGUGCCUGUUUUCGCCCCUUUUACUCGAGCAGAGAAAAAUGAGCUGAAGAAACAGCAGGACAAAAGCAGCAAAACUAAUGCUGGCUCGUCUGUCGGAUCCGCUGUUUCGUGCAGCAGCGAUAAUCCAGCCAGCGCAGUACCUACCUGGCGCCAAGCAGGGCCUGCAAGUGAGGCAAAGCUGCAGAUGAGUGGCACUCGACAAGGCCAAGCGGAAGGGACGAAAAGCUCGGUCUCUACUCCUUCGUGGAUGCGCAGUGGAAGCGGCGCUUCCUUUUCUUACGGUGCAGCCCCUGCGGCUGCUUCUUUGCCGGGUCAUCCUCCUGGCGCAGCAGCUGUUGCUUCUGCUGCUGCGCAGGGAGCUGAUCACUCGAUGCAGCCGAAGGACAAUACUGCCCCGCCCGUCAAUCAGCCGCUAUCUGCAGCGGGAGGCAAGCGUGGGCAGAUAAAAUUCAGUAUGAAGACCAGCAACAAGCUUUCUACCUUGCGUGGGACGCCCGCGUACAAGCCAGGGGUACCAGCAGCAACAGCAGCGACCGCAGCAAGUGCAACAACGGCCAAUGCUGCAGGGAAAAUAUACGGGGAAACCGGAGCAGCAGCAGCGCAAACAGCAGGGGCGCCAGCAGUAGUGCCUUCAGGUCAAAAGACACAACCGGCAGCGCUGGGUCUGGAGAACAAAGGACAUGGAAGGGACGAGACAGUGCCAGACAGGGAGGAGGCCUCUACUCUGGGCGCAGCGGAGAGACCAUUUGGGGGAGAAACUGCAGGAGCGCCAGAGCCUGGAGCGGGAGCAGCAGCAGAAGACAUCACCGGUGCUGCUGCUGCUGAAGAAGCGCCUCGCGUCUAUAUUUCCCGCUUGGGCAGAGAUUUCACGAUAGAGGAGGCGGUGGAGUACCAGUUGGAUAUGUCCAUAGAGGAACAUGAGAAAUUUAUGGAGCUCCAGUCCACUUACCUCGACGAUCUCUGA
This is a messenger RNA of Eimeria necatrix, 1755 nucleotides long. Its product is annotated as Transcription initiation factor IIE alpha subunit, related. Bases 1 to 1755 code for a protein of 584 amino acids. NCBI's taxonomy places the organism in Eukaryota, Apicomplexa, Conoidasida, Eucoccidiorida, Eimeriidae. Gene Ontology annotation, biological process: transcription initiation at RNA polymerase II promoter; transcription open complex formation at RNA polymerase II promoter. The record is from RefSeq and is a predicted model, not a curated record. Gene Ontology annotation, cellular component: transcription factor TFIIE complex. The transcript is spliced from 5 exons.